GCCUCGCUCCUCGAGCCCACCAUGCCGGCAACGGUCAACGAUUCCACCGCUCUCAUCCAGCUCGAUGUCUUCCAUCAAUUGCACUGUCUGAACUCCAUCCGGAAAUAUGUCUUCCAGCCCGUCGACUGGCGGAACGACAACACGACCGACCAGGCGGCGCUGACCUCCUCUCCAGAUCACUGCAUUGAGUACUUGCGGCAGGCUCUCAUGUGCCACAGCGACCUCUCGGUGAUUGUGCAUUCCCCGCGCGUGCCACCCCCGGGGCCCGAGUAUCCCAUCUGGAAGGCCAACUUCUCCACCCAGCAUACUUGUCGGAACUUUUGGAAGAUUCGCGAGUGGGCCAAGCAGUACAAUACAUCGGGGUUUGAGAUUGAAAGAUGGCAUGAUGCGGAAUUUGCGUGA
Aspergillus brunneoviolaceus CBS 621.78 is the source of this 402-nucleotide messenger RNA. RefSeq lists its product as uncharacterized. The transcript is spliced from 3 exons. The annotation marks the transcript as partial. Gene Ontology annotation, biological process: mycotoxin biosynthetic process. Lineage: Eukaryota; Fungi; Ascomycota; Eurotiomycetes; Eurotiales; Aspergillaceae. The record is from RefSeq and is a predicted model, not a curated record.